Messenger RNA from Oncorhynchus mykiss (rainbow trout), 2483 nucleotides. NCBI's taxonomy places the organism in Eukaryota, Metazoa, Chordata, Actinopteri, Salmoniformes, Salmonidae. The record is from RefSeq and is a predicted model, not a curated record.
AAUCAUGUCAAUGCGAAGCUUUACAUAGCUUUCCUUUAUUGUUACAACAUUUGACAGGCGCAGGGCGAUGUGGGGAAAUUGUAUCACAACAUCCAUACAGCGCCUCUGGACACAUUUUUCUGAUCAAGUAUAAAUGGACUUUUAGUCCGUUGUUAAUUCCAUAAAACAUUCGUUGCUGUGAGGUUAACAUUGGAUUCCCUAUGCUGUGUGAGCCAAGGCCAAGUCAUUGAAUAUCCCUCUAGAGGAAGAGAUGGUUAGCAUCUUAGGCCAAUGUGGAUCAGCUCUGACUAACGUCCUGCAAAGCAAGUUUGGAUGCACUACUGUGCUCCAUGGUGUAGAUGCCACCUGUGCAGGGCAGUCGAGGAAGCCCUCUGUCUUCCCCGAGGAAAGGUUUUCUAUACAUCUAUCCAACAACAGGCUAAAGCAUUGUGGAGGUCUCGCAAAAGCGCUUAGCGAUGCUGGUGGCCCAGCUAUCCAGCAAGAAAGUGACCAGUACAUUUUCAGAAAAGGAAAGUUGUCAAUAGGAGAUGCUGUCAUCGCCCCACCCGGAUACCUUCCAUGCAGGAAGAUCAUUCAUGCUGUGGGUCCAAACCUUCCAUACAACAACAGAAAAUCUGAAGUUUAUAAAGUCACACCACAACUCCAAAGGGCUGUUUUAAGCAUUCUGAAAGUGGUCAAGCAAGAUAAUCUGCAGUCCGUUGCCAUUCCUGCCAUAAGUUCUGGCCUCUUAAACUAUCCCUUGCCACUCUGUGCAGACGUCAUUGUUAAAACCCUGAAAGAGUACCAUGAUUCAAAUUAUUCUGGUGCUCCACUAGAGGUUUGUCUAGUUAAUCAUGAUGAGCCAUCGGUCAGGGAGAUGGAGAGAGCGUGCCGUCAAAUACUGGGGUCCUCGGAUUCACAUAGUCAACCAGUGGAUGCUCAGGGGCAGCCACCUAAGGCUUCAUACAGUCAAGCUGCAAGGAGCCACGGGAAAGGCUCCACCAAACCCUUUUCAACACCCACGGUUCAGCUUGGGAGUGUCAGUCUGACCAUCAAAAAAGGAUACAUCGAGAGAGAGCAGGCUUUUGAAAAUCAACUGAAAUCUCUUCAAGGCGCAACACAAUAUUCUAGCCCCUCCAACAGUGCUGCCUCUCAAGGCAAGAUCCCGAUCAAAAGUAGACUAAGGGGAUUUGGGCACACAACUGAUCAUUAUGAGUCCAGAGCUACAAAUGAACGCCGAUAUCCAAGAGGAGGUGCAUCACCGUAUAUCAAGCUCAGCAGUGCCCACAAUGACAUAUUGAGGGAGGCCAAAUGUUGGCUCACUUAUGCUUUCAUGAUGCCCUCUGAGAACUUCACCAUUCUCAACGGUUUCAUACAGCACUUUGGUCAGAGGGAAUUUGACAAGCUGCUUUCCCUUCAAACCAAGUGGAAUGUUUCCAUUAAGGAGUUCUUUAAAGAUGGUCGUGCUGGUGUGAUCAUCCAGGGGUCUUCUAGAGGUGUCAGAGCUUCUGUGUUAGAGUUGGAAGCCAUUUUCUGCAAAGUCCAAGAGGAUUUUGCAAAAAAAGAGGAGAGUGACAUGGGCCUGAAAUCGUCCAACAAUUUCUCAAGGACGCCUGUAGAGAACAACAGCUCAGACGAUUUUUCCGGCCUUGAAAUUGUCAGGGUUGAGAAGGUGGAGAAUAGCACUCUGAAGCAUCUCUUUGAGCUAAAGAAGAGACAGUUGCAGUCUGCCUCUUCACAACGAAUGUACCAGCGCCUGCCAGCGCAAUACUGUGACCUGGUCAGCCGAGUGGGCUUCCAGAGGGAGUUUGCACCACCUGACGAGCAAAAUCAUGGAGAGGGGAUCUACUUCAGUAGCAGCGUGCAUGGGACAGAGAAGCUGUGGAGGGGCUUGGCUGAUGAAGAGUACCUGUACUUUUUUGCAGCACAGGUGCUGACAGGGAAGUCUACUAUUGGCACACCAGGUCUUAUUGUGCCACCGGAGACCCCCGGUGGAGACCCCCUAACCCUGUAUGACAGCGUGGAAGGGGGCGUAAACACGUGUCAUUUUCAAUGGUCACCAGGCCCUACCUGAAUAUCUGAUCAUCUGCACAAAAAAAACUUCAACCCAUAAGUUCUAAUAACGAUGAAGUCCUAUGAAAUAUAGAACUUAAUUUCGUUCAGUGAUUGUCUACUCCAUAGUCUAUGCAGGAAAACUGGAUUUGAUACACCAGUAUAGAAAAUUCUGACAAUUGCAUCACAUGUAUAUUGUUUUUUGAUUUGCCAUGGUUUAGUUUAGUUUAAUUAUCUGCCUCCGUAUUAGCACUACGGCUUCAGUUUACAGCCAACUAAAUUUUAUUGCCGUUUCAAUGGGUAUGUUAUGAAUUUAGCAGUGGGUUUGCAUGUAUACUGAACAAAAAUAUAAACGCAAUAAUUUCAAAGAUUUACAGUUCAUAUAAGGAAAUCAGUCAAUUUAAAUAAAUAAAUUAGGUCCGAAUCAUCUACAGAUUUCACAUGACUGGGAA